Molecule: messenger RNA, 5385 nt
Organism: Dreissena polymorpha
Lineage: Eukaryota; Metazoa; Mollusca; Bivalvia; Myida; Dreissenidae
Exons: 10
Coding region: 258-3752 (1164 amino acids)
Biological process (GO): protein deubiquitination
Molecular function (GO): cysteine-type deubiquitinase activity
Source: RefSeq, a predicted model, not a curated record
CAAUCGCGAAUUAUAAUUAUCUAAAUUUAGAAUCGACUACGUAUUUCAACAGGCUAUUUUAAUGGAGAACAAGAACAGAACAGAACGGGGUUAAACCUAUCGUAUACAGUUAAUUGUAGUAGUUAAUUUCCGUCGGUAUUUCCACCACGUCAGCUUUCGAUAUAAAAUAGAAACUCCAAAUUCACAGUCGGUAAAAGAUUUUACAAGUGAUGACAAUACAUUAUCAAAAGUGUUAGACUGGAAGUCCACACUCCGCCAUGACUUCUACCGUGUGCUGCGCAUGCGAAACAAACCUCGAGGAGGAAUUAGAUGGAAAUUCUUGUACAAUAUGUAAUAAGGUUUUCUGUGCAAGUUGCUGCGCACUGAAGUCCAAACUUGAACUGACCGCUGUCCAUCGAGGGCGCAGGUCAUGUGCUUGUCAGCGCCUCAUCAAACUGAAUAUGUACAGCAGGCACAAGGAAAUAGGCGAAUUAAAUCCUUAUUUUGCCACCCCGCCCAUAAAUGUGUUUUGUGUGCUAAACAGCCCGCCUGGAACAUUUUCAACGACAAAUUCGUCCAAAAAGGAACAUUGUGACAAAGUAGAAAUUGGCUUAAAACCAAAGAUCACCAACACUAUAUCAACAACUGUUACAACACUACCGCUUUCGGGGAAAAACGGAACAAAGAAAAACGACAUAAAUGGAGAACCACGAAUGUCCCCAAAACAGUGCGCUAGUAAUACUCAAUUUUCACAAGUGACGAAUCAUAUGUUAAUACCAAUAACAGACGGUAAAAGGAAAAAUAAAAACGAAAGGCAUUCCUUGACUAAUCCCGACGCUGUAGCUUACUGCAAAGAAACACUUCCAAGGGUAGAUUAUGAACCUGGCGAGAUUUCGCGCAAACUUUCAUCUGAAAUCGUAUCAGAUGCAAAUGCGUAUGCAGAAACAGGCGAUACAGAUAAUGACGAUUCGUAUGAAAACCUGAUGCACUAUGACAAAUUUCCAACAGCAAUGAAAGCGCUAUGGGAAUCACAAGGACGGAAACACAACGAUGGAAAAGCAAAUAACAGCAUGAUGGUAUCAUCUAUCAUGGAUAAAAAGAAAAGAAAAAGGACAAGAGUUCCUAUCUCAAAUGUUUCAUCUAUACAACAAAACGAAGUGGUCCAAGCAAUAAAUGAAAAAGAUAAGCAGGAGCUUAUGAAACAAGCGGAAAGAGAAGUAUCACACAAAUCAGCGGCUUAUGCUCGAGCAUUUGACAAACUGAAACAUAUGUGGUCAUCAAAGAAGAGUAAAUGCAUUGCAUGUAGCAACCCAGAUUGUCAGGGAGAUUUUGUCCAGUCAAUUCAGGGUUUGAUGCACGAGGCUCGCAAACAAGGUCUUGAGGUUAACGACGUACCUCCUGAUGGAAAUUGUAUGUUCACAGCUGUCUGUGACCAACUUCAGACACACAACGAUUUUUCGUAUACUGCAAGCACUUUGCGUGAAAUGGCCGUCUUUUGGUUACAAGAUCACCCGUUUUUGUCUGAUGACAGCAACACUCAUUUUCAAGCUUUCAUGGAAGAGAGAUGGGAAUCGUAUCUUCCCAGAAUGAUAAAAGAUGGUGAGUGGGGCGAUCACGUGGUUUUGCGAGCAGUGGCCAACGUUACUGGGUGCACUAUUAAAAUCCUCAAUGCUCACGGCAAAACAUGCACAUGGACGACAUUAGAGCCAUCAGAAAUGCCAGACGGAAGACGUGAAAUUAUGUUGGGAUUGGUUGGAGAAAGUCAUUAUACAAGUCUGAGAAAAAGAGAUGUGGCUGUGGUCCGUGUGGUCUCUCAGAACGAUGACCAACCAACAAUGGCAACAGAGGAAUUGAAAUUAAGUGAAGAAGAUCGCGCCUUAGUGGAAUUGUUCAUCAAAGACCACGUGGACAGUAGCAGUAGGAUGCCAAUGUGUUCAUUUUCAUUUCUCAUUACACGACUCUUUUCAAUAAACGGUGUGGUCAGCGAGGCGGCCGAACAUUCAUUUCAACAGUUGCAAACGUGGACGGAAAUAGCUUUAAAGAACUUAAAAGACAGCAACUGUACACCAAUGAUCGGUGGGUGCAUUGGCUAUGGUAUAUAUCAUCCUCAGUUUUGUUACAACUCUGAAAACCCUAGCACGAUGUUCCGCAUGAUAGAUUUGAACAUUUUCUAUGUCAACAAGUUGGGUGAUUCAUUGGACCGCUGGGGUCUUGUAGGUCAUGGAACACUCUGCAGUGUGGGCUAUACACAGUUACAUUGUUCCAAGGAAUGUGUACCCGCAAGUACUUAUAAUACAAGCAACUGUGUUUUUACUACCAGAAAUGGUGGCCAGAUUAGUGCAGUCUAUGUUGUUCAUUGGCCAGUUUGGCCUCUAGAGGCAAAUGAAUGGAUAAGCAGAGAAAGACAUUCAGAUUGGCCGCCGGAAAAGAUCGUCCGUGACAUAUGUUCCAAGGGAUGUCAUUUGAUUCCGGAGGCACACGUGAACAGCUUAGAUCCAGACAUGGAGUGGAAAUUCUGUUUUGUUGAUGCUGUAACAAACCUGUUUCAGACAGCACUUUCGAUGAAUCAACAGUACUGUUUUCUGAUAGUGUUUGGUAUGUGUUUUGAGGUGUUCAAACACCUGGACGUUUUUAGUUUGGAUUGGCUUAUUAAUCCAUUUUUGUUUAGUUGCGAACGUUGUCCUUCGGAGUUCUGGCAAAGUCAUCCUGCUUCUUGCGUAAUGUUGAUUAUCGAAAAUAUGAUGCUGUGUUUCAAAUCACGUUGUCUUCCGAACUAUUUUAUACCUUCGUGGAACAUGAUUGAAGCCUUAAGCGAAGAAACAGCCAAGUUAGUUAUGGAAAUCUUGGGCAACAUGCGUUCAGAACCAUCAGUUGUGUUUCGACAAAUGAGAGAGAAUUUCAACUUGUCCCCAGAAACAGUAGAAGCCUUUGAAAAAGUAUGUCAAGACUCGCAGAAUUUUGAAAACACAAAGUCGAUCACCCUGAACACUUUUAUACCAUGUAUGAUCGACAUCGCCAAGCGUUACAUUAAAAGCGCACAAUAUAUCUGCGCUUUAGAGGGAAUAAACGAAGCGUUCCAAUCCCGUUUAUCUGUUGCAACAUGUGAGGACUCCAUGUCAUUUGAAAAUUUUAUUCAAGGGUGCUUCAAUGGCCUGAAUACUUUUGAGUCGGGUUGGUUCGCAACUUUCGUCGAUAAGCAGCUACAAGGUCAAUUGUCGAGGCCACUCAUCAGGCUGGUUUUAGAUGACCGAGAAAUAAAAAGAAUUGAUGAAGUACUUGAAAAAGAUAUCGCUGGCUUUUACGGAUCUUCAGAAGUUCCGCUGUCGUUUUCAUAUCAGUUUGACAACUUUUGUCGCGAUUAUGCCUCGUUCCUUGUAUUUGUCAAUAAGAUGUCCGAUGCGCUGCCUGUGUUGUACCGAUGUCAUGAACGUUACCAAGAUUAUCUAAGUGGCAAGGGAGAUCUAUACUUUUCAGAAGAAACAAUGCUAGAAGUGUAUGCCGGAAUAUUUGCUUUGUACAAACGGCGGCAUCAAACAGUAAUGUUCAAAGAAGUUAUUGAAUUCGCAAGUUCGACCGUAAAACGCGUAAAUAAACCAAGAGGAUACGGUUGGCUUGCUCAUGUUUACGACAAGCUUAAUGAUGUAAACGGGGAGCAAACAUGCACUGCUAAAAAGGAAGAACUAUUAAGACAGAGGGCGACUGGCACAGACGAGUUCAGUUUGAUUCACUGGCCGAUGAAGCGUGUGGAUGAUAAUGCUGCACGUGGAAAAUAAGCGCCCCGGAUCACUUGCAAUUAUAUAUGUGAAUAUAUCAUCAAUCCGAAUGCCAAUAGGUCAGAAAUAAUAAUAAUAAUUAAGAAUGCAAUAUGAAUAAAUGGUAUAACGUGAUGUGUUAAACAACAUAACUUGUUGGGUAGUUAUAUCUUGGUUGUAUAAUAAUGUCGUAAUGUUUACGAGAGGUGUUUAGCCACUAGGUAGCAUGACUAAAUUCAAUUUAUCAAUGAGACCUUUGUACAUAUUGGCAAUUAGGUAAUUUACAUAAAAUGUUUUGUUCGGGUGUUGAUGCAAUGUUUGAGCAUCUGCAUAUGAUUUGAAAUAAUACAAUGGAUACUAUUGCUUAUUUUUUCGUCAUAUAUAAACAUCAUUUGGUAAAAGUAGACAAUGUUGACUUUUUUUCUUUUUUUCUAUGUAUUUAGUAUAUUGUCAUCAAGUGCAUUUUGAUUCUUUUCCCUAUUACAUUGGCCUUGGAAGUCAAAUAAACUGAGUUAAGUGGGAUGAUGCAUGAUACAGAAGAUGCACUAGUGCCUGUUGUAAAGCAAAUAUUGCUAUGCUAUGCGCUUUUAAGUUUAAUUUAAAACAAAAGUUAGUAUGUUGUGGGAUAACGACCCUGUUGUCCUGGGUUGUAAAAUCAAUAAGUAACAACAGGACAAAGGAUCCGAUACUUAUUUAUUGUUGUGUAGUAUUUCCCAGAUACGAAAUGCUGUUCUUUUGCAGGCUAUAAAUCUGUAGAUUAAAUGCUGUUUAUUUAAAUCUAAAAACAUUACGUAUGCAUGCCCGUCAGCUCAAUUCAAAAACAUACUGGUUAUGGUUUUUAUUCAGACUACAUUUUGUACAGUCCAACUUGAAUUUUCCUCUUUCCAUUUUUUAAUGCACACGAUUGUUGUUACAUUUUUGUAACAUAUGCAUGUAUGCUUCAUCACAUUUUGAAUUUGUUUUGUUGGAACGUCCCAUUUAAAAAAACGACUAAUUUACGAGUUUAUUUUAUAUUUAUAUCAGUGUUCAAUAUCAUUAAAACAAAGUGAUACUUCAUUCUAGAAAAUUAAUGAAUCACCGUUGAUAUCCAAUAUCACUUUCGUCUCAAGCAAUUGUUAUUAAUUGAAAUUAAGAUAAUUAUGUAGUAAAUGUUAUUUGAACUAAAAUAUAAAAUUGUAUAUGUAUUUGUUUGAGUUAAAUUAUGUCUCUUAAUAAUAUCAUAUUCAUUUUCAUGCAAUUAAACGACUAGAUUACAUCCAGUGAUUUCUGGCUCUUCGUUGGUUAAUUCUGCAUUCUCAGUAAUUUAAGAACAUAUACGGAAAUAUCUUAUUAGUUAAUCAGAGCGAGUUCAGUGAAAGAAAAUACGCUUUUAUACAAUAUGCUCUUAUUAACUUCAACACCAUUGGAACAUGAUAAAAGACGACUUUCAAAUAUGGCAAUGUUUGCUUAUACUUUUAAGAAAGCCUAGUUCAAACAACCAAUCAAACGUCAUGCUUCAAUUAACAAAACUUUUAACAGAACGGUUGGAAAACCAUUGGAUCAAAGUAUACGUUGUAUUGAUAUGGGCUUUUGUUUAAUGAAAAUGUUCAACCUUUUUAUUAGCUAGUCGUUUCAUGUAUUUGUAUGUUUGUUGAAAUAAACAUGAUAAGCAGAA